This is a messenger RNA of Peromyscus eremicus (cactus mouse), 1131 nucleotides long. Its product is annotated as poly(A) polymerase alpha-like. Gene Ontology annotation, molecular function: poly(A) RNA polymerase activity. The record is from RefSeq and is a predicted model, not a curated record. NCBI's taxonomy places the organism in Eukaryota, Metazoa, Chordata, Mammalia, Rodentia, Cricetidae. Gene Ontology annotation, cellular component: nucleus.
AUGCCUUUUCCAGUUACAACGCAGGGAUCCCAACAAACACAGCCCCAACAGAGGCACUGUGGCAUUACCUCUCCUAUCAGCUUAGCGGCCCCCAAGGAGACUGACUGCCUACUCACACAGAAACAUGAGACUCUGAAGCCCUUUGGGGUUUUUGAAGAAGAAGAGGAACUGCAGCACAGGAUUUUAAUUUUGGGAAAAUUAAAUAACCUGGUGAAAGAAUGGAUACGAGAAAUCAGUGAAAGCAAGAAUCUUCCACAAUCUGUAAUUGAAAAUAUUGGAGGAAAAAUUUUUACAUUUGGAUCUUACAGACUAGGAGUACAUACGAAAGGUGCUGAUAUUGAUGCAUUGUGUGUUGCACCAAGACAUGUUUAUCGGAGUGACUUUUUCACCUCAUUGUAUUGUAAAUUGAAAUUACAAGAAGAAGUAAAAGACUUAAGAGCUGUUGAAGAGGCAUUUGUACCAGUUAUCAAAUUGUGUUUUGAUGGAGUAGAGAUUGAUAUUUUGUUUUCAAGAUUAGCACUGCAGACUAUUUCAGAAGAUUUGGACCUACGAGAUGACAGUCUGCUUAAAAACCUAGAUACAAGAUGCAUAAGAAGACUUAAUGGUUGCAGGGUAACCGAUGAGAUUUUACAUCUAGUACCAAACAUUGACAACUUCAGGUUAACUCUGAGAGCCAUCAAACUGUGGGCCAAACGGUACAACAUCUAUUCCAAUAUAUUAGGUUUCCUCGGUGGUGUUUCCUGGGCUAUGCUUGUAGCAAGAACUUGCCAGCUUUAUCCAAAUGCAAUGGCAUCAACUCUUGUACAUAGAUUUUUCUUGAUAUUUUCUAAAUGGGAAUCGCCAAAUCCAGUGCUAUUGAAACAGCCUGAAGAAAGCAAUCUUAAUUUGCCUGUGUGGGACCCAAGGAUAAACCCCAGUGAUAGGUACCAUCUUAUGCCUAUAAUUACACCAGCAUACCCACAGCAGAACUCCACGGAAAAUGUGUGCAUUUCAACACGGAUGUUCAUGGUUGAGGAGUUUAAACAAGGUCUUGCUAUCACAGAUGAAAUUUUGCUGAGUAAGGCAGAGUGGUCCAAACUUUUUGAAGCUCCAAACUUCUUUCAGAAGUACAAGUAUGUAUUUUAAGGCAUG